AUGUUGGAGUAUGAAAAAGGUGGAGAAAUGAAGACCAAAUCCAUAGACUUGCUUGAUCUCAAUCCUAGUACUAACAUCAAGGCCUUGGUAGAUGAGAUCCAGAAAGCUGAGCCUCUGAUCACAGCUUCCCGGACAGACCAAGUGAGAGUCUUAGUACAGAAACUGCAGGAUAAACUCGGGCAGUUCAAGGACCACCAGUUCUACUUGUUUAAGGUUCUCAGAGCGCAUAUCCUGCCACUGACUAAUGUUGCCCUUAACAAGUCGGGCUCCUGCUUCAUCACGGGGAGCUACGACCGGACGUGCAAGCUCUGGGAGACCGCGUCCGGAGAGGAGCUGCACACACUGGAGGGCCACCGGAACGUGGUCUACGCCAUCGCCUUCAACAACCCCUAUGGUGACAAAAUUGCCACUGGUUCCUUUGAUAAGACAUGUAAACUCUGGAGUGUAGAGACAGGGAAGUGUUAUUAUACCUUCCGGGGCCACACAGCAGAAAUAGUGUGUUUAUCCUUUAACCCCCAAAGCACGCUGGUGGCCACGGGGAGCAUGGACACAACCGCUAAACUGUGGGACAUUCAGAGUGGAGAGGAGGUGUGCACCCUGUCGGGACAUGCAGCAGAAAUCAUCUCCUUGUCCUUCAACACAGCCGGAGACAGAAUCAUAACAGGCUCCUUUGAUCAUACAGUUGCCGUGUGGGACUCUGAGACUGGGAGGAAACUGCACACCUUAAUUGGCCAUUGUGGUGAGAUUAGUAGUGCGCUGUUCAACUGGGAUUGCUCCCUGAUCCUGACGGGCUCAAUGGACAGGACCUGCAUGCUGUGGGAUGCGACAAAUGGGAAACGUUUGGCCACCCUGACCGGCCAUGAGGAUGAAAUUCUCGAUAGCUGUUUUGAUUUCACUGGGAAGUUUAUUGCAACUGCUUCGGCUGACGGAACAGCAAGAGUUUUCUGUGCAGCCACGAGAAAAUGCAUUACCAAACUGGAAGGCCAUGAGGGGGAAAUUUCAAAGGUGUCUUUCAGCCCCCAGGGAAACCGCCUUCUAACUGGCAGUGCCGACAAAACAGCCCGGAUCUGGGACACGUUCACCGGCCAGUGCCUCCAGGUUCUCGAGGGCCACACGGAUGAGAUCUUCUCAUGCGCCUUCAACUACCAAGGCGACAUCGUCAUCACAGGCAGUAAGGAUAACACCUGCAGGAUAUGGCGUUGA
Molecule: messenger RNA, 1203 nt
Organism: Elephantulus edwardii (Cape elephant shrew)
Lineage: Eukaryota; Metazoa; Chordata; Mammalia; Macroscelidea; Macroscelididae
Gene: DAW1
Product: dynein assembly factor with WDR repeat domains 1
Exons: 12
Coding region: 1-1203 (400 amino acids)
Molecular function (GO): protein binding
Source: RefSeq, a predicted model, not a curated record